CCGUAUCACAUGACCAUGCGCAAUCUUACUAGAGUUUUCCAUAUCACGUGAUACGGCUUGAUGGCCUGCCGAUUUUCUAGACUUUGAUAUCAACUACUAUCAAUCAACGCCACACUCUAAAUCUGGCAAACUCGCCAAUGCGACAACCUCCUUUCUAUUUUGCUAGAGCAAUAAUUCGCGUUUGGAAAAGCAAUCGACAAACAAAAACUGCUUAUUAGUGGGGACUUUGAGCCAAAGACUGCUCAAAGGUACGUGUUUUUUUUCUCUGCCUCAGCUGCGAGAAUCCCAUAAAGUCAAGAGAUCACGGGGUUGUUCAUCAUGUCACAUCCUCCACCUCCAGGCACAAACCUUCCCGCGCGACCUCCCGCCAGCAACUCGAGGCCCGGGUUCAGAUCGAGCUUCAACCCGUCCGGCCAGUCUGCCGCACCGCCGUCGUACGCGAAUGCGAACUCUGCGCGAGCUUCCGUCCCCAGCUAUCCAGCCGCCCCUGCAGCAUCUGCUGCAGCCACGCACUAUGGCUCGUCGUAUCAAUCUUAUCCCAGCCGCCCUCCGGCAACGGGGGUGAGCCACUCUGCGGCGGCAUAUUCGUAUCCUCAACAGCAUCAACAGCACAGUGCUCAUCAACAGCCGCAAAGCUAUGCGUACUCGCAGCCGCAGUCUUACCAGGCACAGCCAUACCAGGCCCAGUCGUACCAAGCAGCGCCGCGUAUCCAGAACCCGUUCCCUACGCCCAGUGCGAGUGCAACUAUAGGUCCGAGUGCAAAUGUGAGCGCGAGUGGCACUGAUUACGAUCCGGACAUGGCUGCCCAGAUUGCACAAUGGCAAAGCGCCUACGCGCCGCAGACCGACAAGGACGGCAAGCCAGUCCCAGCAGCGGAGUAUGCAAGGACUGAAGGCAUGGAUGCGGCCGCACAGCAGCCGGAUAAGACCAAGACGGUUGUUCGAGAGGGUGGCGGAAAGAAAUGGACGGAUGAUACAUUGCUUGAAUGGGAUCCUUCCCACCUACGCCUCUUCGUCGGAAACUUGGCGGGAGAGACCACAGAUGAGUCCCUUUUGAAGGCCUUUUCGCGAUGGAAGUCUGUUCAGAAGGCCAGAGUCAUCCGCGACAAGCGAACCACAAAAUCCAAAGGCUAUGGCUUCGUCAGUUUCAGCGACGCCGACGAUUUCUUCCAGGCUGCCAAGGAGAUGCACGGCAAAUACAUCCAGAGUCACCCUGUCGUCGUGAAGAAGGCCAAUACCGAGAUCAAGGCGACCAAUGUCAAGAACAAGGCACACGGAGGCAAGAAGAAUUACCAGAACAACAAAAACAAUCGAAACAACAACAGCAACAACUCCAAUGCCGGGGGCUAUGAGCCGCAUCUUGGUCCCAAGCCAGGCGCGGGUAUAGCCAAACCAGGCCAGAAGACCAAGAACGGCCUGCGACUCUUGGGUUAGAGGAAGAGAGGGGGCUAAUUCUUCAUCAAAUAACUUGGUAGCAAGAACUUUGGUCUCUGGUUGUUAUUCUGCUACAUCUGCAUAUUGGCGUUGGAGGGGCUAUUAGGACAUACCCAGUCAUGGAAAUAAAAUAACGAAACUUUUUGUUUUAGAAGCAUCUACAUAAUUGAUGCGAGUAACAUGGGAGACGAACAAAUGCGCAUACAAAUUUUUUUUUCUUUUUCUUGUAACCUUUCAGUCAACUAUUUUCUUGUUCGCCCAGUAUACACCUCUAAAUUUCAUAUGGGUAUAUGUUGUUACUCUUUAAUCUAGCCGUCUAGACCUCUAUGCCUUCAAUCAUCCACGCUAAUUUGAAAUCCCGACUCAGCUGUCCCUCUCUCUCUCUCUCCCUCUCU
This is a messenger RNA of Trichoderma asperellum CBS 433.97, 1829 nucleotides long. RefSeq lists its product as uncharacterized. NCBI's taxonomy places the organism in Eukaryota, Fungi, Ascomycota, Sordariomycetes, Hypocreales, Hypocreaceae. The record is from RefSeq and is a predicted model, not a curated record. Gene Ontology annotation, molecular function: mRNA binding.